Onychostoma macrolepis is the source of this 6246-nucleotide messenger RNA. Its product is annotated as C2H2-type zinc finger protein. The transcript has 16 exons. Bases 337 to 2937 code for a protein of 866 amino acids. Lineage: Eukaryota; Metazoa; Chordata; Actinopteri; Cypriniformes; Cyprinidae. Gene Ontology annotation, molecular function: DNA-binding transcription factor activity; RNA polymerase II cis-regulatory region sequence-specific DNA binding. The record is from RefSeq and is a predicted model, not a curated record. Gene Ontology annotation, biological process: regulation of transcription by RNA polymerase II.
UUUUUAUUUAGACAGUUUGUGAUUUCUAAAAUUUGAAUGACAUGAUGAUCUAAGCACUGAAGCAUCUGCAUCUGUUAUUUUGAACAAUGAAGCACAUGUAGCAACAUUAUUUUAUUUUAUUUUAGCGGACGCAACAAGCUUUUAUUUUGAAACUGUAUUUCUUCAUGCCGUCAGAGCUGUGUUCACAUAAUUGUUUACUAAAAUCCAAAACAUUCAGAGACUUGUAAAGUAAUUUUGCGUGGUAAAUCUACCAAAUUCUGUACAUCAGAAAUGAGCGAUUUAACAAGUAACAUUUGAGAUUCUUGACUUCAAGAAAAGCAGUUAAAUGACUACACCAUGGACAUUGAAUUCCCCAAACAAGAGCACUUUGACAGAAUUCCUCUCCCUCUCUCCGCCCUGCGGCUCCUGGUCCCUCCUGUGCGCCUCAUGUCUGCCUUCAUGUGGAGAACUGUGCAGCAGAAGGAUGUGAUUCAGUAUGGGAUGCUGGCAGAUUUUGUUUCAUUAGUGUCAGAGGCAGUCCCAGAACUGGUUAGUUGUAGACAUGGUGUUCAACUUAUUCUAGGACUGCGUGCAAAGCUUGUUUUGGAGUUGUGUGAGAGAGAUGACCCUGCUGAUAUGCACACAAUCCAUACUCACCUUAACAGCAUUCAACUCGUGGAUCACACUAUGGUUGGAGAAGCAGGUGUUUGUUUUGUGGAGCUGGUCCAAACACUUAUUAAAGAUGUGGAUGAGAAGGAGCAUUUCUUCCAGCACGUGUUUCCAGUGGAUUUCGGCACUGACUUUGACUCAGCCAUUCAGGUCCUGAUGUGGCAUUUCCUGUCUAGGCUGGAGCACUUCCUGCCAAUUCCUGACCUUCAGCAGACUCUGGCUUGGCUUGACCCAAUGUUGCCUGUUUCUAAAGACUGUGAGCAGUUCAAUAGUCAUUCAGAUCACUUAAAGACACUGCUUGAGCACUACAAGAACCUUGGACACCUAGAUACCAAAUUAUAUUUCCAUAUUGCGACAGACUCGUGUCAGCCCAUGAGUGCAGGAAACUGCAUCCUGUCCACACUCUCUGGUAAAGCAGGAGACAUCCAUCAGAAGAGAGUAGGUCACGUUCAGAUGCUCGACAGACGGAUUUCAGACCACAUUGUGAAAAGUGCCGUGGAGUCAGUAGUAGGAGCAUCUGAAUGUAGAGAGACUCUGGUAGGACCGGAUGAAGAUGGAGAGCAUCUUAUUCUAGAAUCAGAGUGUGCAAGAGGUAUGGGUUUGAAUGAAUCUGUGCAAACACUUCGAGAAGACCACGGAUCUACAGAUGUAAUAAAGGAAUCAGACUCUAAUACUGAACAGUCAGAGUUCCUGUCUUCUCCUUUGUCUGCGCAAUCAGUGUCUGAAGAUAGUGCUGUACCCAAAAUAAUUGUGGGCAAAGGCAGAUCUGCAUGGAAGCCUAAAACCAUGUUGAAGAUUAAAAUGGUCAACCUUAAAAAGCUGAAGAGAAUAUCAGCAACUUCUCAGAAAACGUAUGGAACAAACCUGCAGCAUCAGGUGGAGGUAGACUCUGUUACCUCAGAAAACAAGGGUCACCCUGUGGAGUCUGACACAUCUGAUUGCACCUUAAAUAACACAAAUGGAUCCUUUCACACCUACUCAUGCUUGCAGAGUCCAUUCAAUCACUUUCAGGAGGAAAACCUCAGAGGUCACAUAAAGAAAGUCCACUCCACUGAGGUUAUGGAAAGUGGGACUGCAGUCGACCCCUCUUUGCCCAAUAGCUGCCACGUUUGUGGCAAAAGCUACCGCUUCCCAUGCUUAUUAAAAGCCCACCAGCGCACCCACACCGGAGAGCGUCCUUUUCUUUGUCCGGUAUCUGAAUGCGGCCGCAGUUUCUCCCAUUCCCAGGCCCUCCGUCGCCAUAGACUCAUUCAUGUGCCCAAACACAUCAUAACAUCACCAAACGAUGUUCCUGAGGAAAACAAACCGCAAAAGCCAGAAUCCCAAACCUAUGGCUGUCUGUACUGCGUAGAGACCUUCAGCUCACUCAGCGCCAGGAGAGACCAUCACAAGACCCACCCUGAAGAAGCAGUGCAUCGCUGCAAUGCCUGCGGGAAGCAGCUCAGCUGUCAGGCAGCUCUAAUCAGACACAAGCGGAUCCAUGCAGAGGAACGACCCUAUAAGUGUACAGAAUGUCAGUCCACCUUCAUCUGCUCAACCUCGUACAAACGACACGUGCUGACCCAUCAACCAGAGAGACCAUUCCUUUGUACCUGUGGGAAGGGUUUCACAUACCGCGGUGCACUUUUGGCUCAUCAGCGCAUCCAUUUGGAGGAGAGACCACAUCAUUGUACAGACUGCGGGAAGGGGUUUCUGUACCCAGGGGCUUUGGCGAAACACCAGAAGACCCACUCCAAAGAGAAACCAUGCCUUUCUGCACAUUGUGGGAAGAACUCUAAUAUAGAGAACUCUGUUUGUUCACACUCUGACAGCCAUAGCACAGAGAAAACGUUUAAAUGCACUCUGUGCGAUAAGUCAUUCGCGUUCAAGGCCAGCUUGACCCGGCAUAAACUCACACACACUGGAGAAAGGCCAUUCCUUUGUUCAGACUGCGGAAAGGCCUUUUUCUCCUUCGGAGAGUUGCUCAAGCACCAGCGCUACCACACAGGACAUAAACCUUUCCAAUGCCUGGACUGCAAAAAGAGUUUCACGCAAGCCUGCUACUUGCAGGUCCACAUGAGGCACCACACAGGCAUACGGCCUUAUUCGUGUACUCAGUGUAAUAAGAGUUUCUUCAGUUCUUACCGCCUUAAGAGACACCUGCGGAUUCACACGGGAGAGAAACCCUUCAAGUGCUUGGACUGCGGAAAAAGAUUUCAACAGUCAUAUCACCUGAAAGUGCACUUCCAGACUCAUAUAGAAAAGAGAUCAGAAAGCAGGACGUCUAAUGCUUCAUUGAUGGCAUCAUAAUCACUUAACUUGGGGCAAAAAAGUAUAUAAAGUUCAAUGUUUACACAUUUGAUGCAUUUUGUUUUCAUAUUAGUUCUCAUCAGGAACCUGUAAUGUGAGUCAAAUUAUGUUUUAUAUCAACAGUAAGUGAAAAUGUACCAAAGUCAGGCUAGGUGCCUCAUUUAAUUUGAAAAUGAUGUGGUUAGGGACAUCUACAAACUGUUUAAUAAGUGUUAAUUUGGUGAACAGUUUAUGUGUUUUAUUAUGGCUGAGGUCUAUAAAAAAGGCGUUGUUGAACAACAAACGGUUGGGUUUUCUUGAAAAGCAAUCGCCAAGACGUUUUAAUUUUACAUAUUACAUUAACUACGAGCGUUUCAUAUUAUAACCUUUGUUUAUGUAUUAUAUAAGGGUUAAAUGACCUAACACCAUAAUAAAACGCGACGUAACGAAAUAGAAGUCGCGUUCUAGUUUGGUUAAUUUGAUCUAAACGACGAACCUCGACUGUGCCAUUGUCUUAUUAGUUUUUUCAGAGUAACUUUAAACAACAUUAUAUACAUAAACCAAUUUUAACGAAAGGAAGAUACUUCACAAGCCUGUCCUCUGCACUUCUUGCACGGUCAGCCAGGUGGCACCAACACAACGUCCAACACAUUUUAAAAGCGUUCCACGUGUUCACUGUUGCUUCACAGUGUUUACAGCAGUACCAGCAGCUCUCAAUAACAAUAACUGGUUUCUACAGUUGUCAUUAAUGGACUCCUAAGUAAGAUUCCUAUUCCUGCCUUUCUUUCACGGAGAAACAUAAAAUCAAUACUGCUAUAUUAGAACACAAAGCAGCAAAGGGCAGACACUUGUGGGUGGUUGUUUGGAGUCCCUUGGUCCAUUCAUUCUGUAAGUGUUUCCAGCUGGGAUGGGAGAGGCCGGCGCCUGCCCAGCUGCUGCGCACUGACCUUCUACUUACAGCAGGAGAGACAGAGUCAUUUACUAUUGCAAGAAGCACCAGGAUCCAUAUGACUUUGAAAUACUCUUUUGAGGAUCCAUUGGUGAGCAAGUGACAUAAUGCUAACUUUCUCCAAAUCUGUUCUGAUGAAGAAACAAACUCAUCUACAUCUUGGAUGCUAUAAGGAGAGCGGAUUUUGGAAUUUGUUACUGAAGUAGCGAGGAGUGGACAGAAGUGGGAUGACACAAGUGAAGAGACAAACUUCCAGCCCUGGAACCAAUUAGAGCAGGAGGAGCCCCUCCACCAGUCCACCAGAGGCGCCUUCGGUGUGGAGACAGAGACAGAGGCAGGUGCUACUGUCGUUCCUCUGGAGAAGUAAUCAACAGCACCUCUGUUCUAAGAGCCAGUUUGCCUGAUGUUACAGCAUGUUGAAUGAGGCUCUCCGAUGGAGAACGGCACACACACACAGGAGUUGGAACACAUGACUAUAAAGCAUUACAGCUGGACUUUGAGGAGAACAUGUCUGAAGAUGCAGAAAUAUAGUGCUUUUCCAGGCUCAAACACGCUUCUUCCGUCCCACCCUUCCAGUCCUUAAUCUCCCCUCAUCUCGAGACACAGGGCAACAGGUGAUGCUUGGAGAUACUUCACACGGCCUCAUUUGCAAUGAUGGCAGAUUGCAAUCAACAGGUCAGACGAAUAAUUAAAGAGGAAAAAGGAUGGAGGGGACGGAAUGAUGAAGAGGGGAUGAAAUUAUUAUAAGCAUUGUACCGAACGCAGGUUUGAGCUUUGAAGGAAUAUCCUCAUCAACACCACCAUCAUCAUCAUCACCUUCGUCCAUCUUAAUGAUUGGUGUUUGUAUGAAUGAUGCUUCCUCUCAGCUAAUCAGGAGUAUGCAUGAGUACCCUCGCUUUCUCAAGCAUUUAAUCAGGCCUAAUCAGCGUUAAAAAUCUGCUCGCCUUCUACUAGUAUACGUGUUCUCAUCUUACAAAAAAAAAAAACACACAAGUCUCACCAAGCAGCUCAGAAAAAUGCGUUUGAUAUUCUGAAGGCUGAAUAAAACCAAAUAUGACAUUUCUCAAGCUAUUUUUCUCUCAAAAAGAAACUUGACUUCCUUCGAAAACAAGCCAGACAUUUCCAUCCUUUUUAGCUCGCUGAGUGAUUUGUCACCGUUCGAGCGAGAGCAGCAGGAGUGUCCUUUAUGCCAGUGGCUGGUGUAUCAUUGACCCGUGAAUUGUAUUUGUUGAUAGGUCACCAUCUGUCACCCUGGACCAGAUGAGCAGGCUUCGGGACGGAAAAUGUUAUCACUGAAAUGGCAACAUGUGGAUUGAGGGAAGUUUUGGGAGCUACAGGACAAUUGGAUCCCAGGAGACAAAAAGGGCCCUAUUAAAUGGAUCAUUUUUUCCUUUGCUGAAUUCUAACGAAAACUAUUCUCACCAAGCUCUGACUGGCAUCGCUGUUAAUGAGAAAACGAGAUCCACAAAGUCAAUAAUCUUAAUCAGGUGGAGCUAUUUUGAGAAUGAAAAGGCUGAGAAGAAGGGGAAUGUUAAAACCACUGACAAUUAAUAACAUUUAAAAGGAUUCGUAGAGCCACAGUUGCUGGGAAUGUGUCGCAAUUACCGUGUUUACGAAGUUAAAUAGAUGUCGUUGAUGGAGGAACAUGCAGUCAGGGGGUUUCUGUAACUUUGAGUAAUCAAAGUAAGAAAGAAAACCAAGCAUGGCUCACUGGAAAAACAUGCCUUUUGCAACUUUUUUGCAAUAUGAUAUUCCAAUUAUUAUUGAUUAUUUCUUUUUGUGCAUUUCAUCACACUUUCAAUGUGAAAGGUCCAAUGAGUGCCACUAACCGUCUGUUAAAUUUGAUCCAAAAUGGAUAAAUGUGAAUCUGGCAAUGUUAUGUUGGUUGUUGUGCGUAUGUUGUCAGUUCAAAAAUGAAAUAUUUGGUGAGUGGUGCUAAAAGGCUAAUUCUCUAUCAUGUUUGAAAAUAACGUACCAACUACACUAAAUUCUGACCUAAACCUAACCAAGUGUUAGCAAAAACAAACAUGAGAUAAAACUAAUUUGCUGAAGCAACCAUGACAUUUUAGCCUGCUUCGAUAAGUCUUGGCAUUGCAAGUGCAGUAGCUACCGAGCAAGUUUACCAAGUCAGAAAAUGUAAUGCAAACAUCAAAAUGUGCUAGUUUACAAAUAAUGCACUGAUGGUAAAAGUGUUUAUGGACAUAGCAUAGUGCCAGAACAAAUUUAGGUUAUAAAAAAAAUGUUGUAUGAACAUUGUUUUGAAAUGUUUCUAAAAGAUUGAAAUAUCCAGGUUUCUUGUCAUAGUUAUAACGUUAUUUAAAGGUUACAAAAACAUUUCUUACAACAUUUUACUAACUUUAUUUACACUCUAAAUAUAACAU